Molecule: messenger RNA, 522 nt
Organism: Cryptomeria japonica (Japanese cedar)
Lineage: Eukaryota; Viridiplantae; Streptophyta; Pinopsida; Cupressales; Cupressaceae
Exons: 3
Coding region: 1-522 (173 amino acids)
Source: RefSeq, a predicted model, not a curated record
AUGAAGAGAAAGCAAAAACCGGCAAGGCAGUAUAUGACUGUUUCUUCAAAGGAGACUAAAUCUAAUGAGGAAAUCAAACAAGCUCCAAAGAAGAAAGGUGUAUUUGCAAGAGUUGUGAGAGAAAAGAAGGAAGAUCAGAAGAAGGAACCGGUAAAGGAGCCACCCAAGAGGAUUCCUAAGAUUACUGUUGUUCAUAAGAUGAAGCCUAAAGGUGAUGAGAAGUCUAAACCAGAAGGCAAAAGAAGAACCGAUAAGAAGAAAAGGACUUUUAUUGAAUUGGAGAAAAUUUUGCCUAAGGAGUUGUAUGAUAGAUUAAAGAUACCUAAGGACAAGGAACCAGAAAAGAAGGAUGAGCAGGAUGUGGAUACUAAUCCAUUAGUUAGUACUCCACUAGCUAAUGAGGCAAAUUUUGAUGUUGAGGAUACACAAAAUCCUCUAGAAUCCCAUGUACAAGAUGUAGUGGCAAAGGUUGUAAAGGAUAAGGGUUCAGAAGAUAAGGUUUCUGAAGAGGCACCUAAAUAG